Messenger RNA from Rhincodon typus (whale shark), 5705 nucleotides. RefSeq names its product zinc finger protein 598 (gene znf598). The coding region runs from base 105 to 2696 and encodes 863 amino acids. The transcript is spliced from 12 exons. Gene Ontology annotation, biological process: rescue of stalled cytosolic ribosome; protein ubiquitination. Lineage: Eukaryota; Metazoa; Chordata; Chondrichthyes; Orectolobiformes; Rhincodontidae. The record is from RefSeq and is a predicted model, not a curated record. Gene Ontology annotation, molecular function: ubiquitin protein ligase activity; ribosome binding.
CUGGGGGCACGUGGGUUCCGGCGGAUGUUGGUGUGACGUCACGGUGGCUCGGUUUCAGUGUGCAGGUAGAGUUCAGCUCAGGCUUGGCGGCCGUCGCCAGCGGCAUGGCCUCCGGUAGUAGUGCGCGGGAGUCAGGCCCGACAGGGGCUGACCGGACCUGCGUGCUGUGCUGCCAGGAGCUGGAGAUCUUCGCCGUGGGCAAGUGCGACCACCCGGUGUGUUAUCGCUGCUCCACCAAGAUGCGGGCCUUGUGCGGCCAGAGGUACUGUGCUGUGUGCCGGCUCGAACUCGACAAGGUGGUAUUUAUGAAGAAAGUUGCUCCAUUUUCAGCAAUAGUAACACAUCAGUUCCACCAUGAAAAGAAAUUUGAUAUUUAUAUUGCUGAUGGGAGGAUUCAUGCCCAGUUUAGGAAGCUUCUGCAGCAUGACUGCCCUGUGUGUUCUGAGUCAAGACCAUUUAAUACUUUUGAAGACCUAGAACAUCACAUGCGGAAGCAGCACGAGAUGUUCAGCUGUAAGCUUUGUGUAAGACACCUCCAGAUUUUUACCUAUGAACGCAAAUGGUAUAAUCGGAAAGAUCUUGCACGCCAUCGAAUGCAUGGUGACCCAGAUGAUACUUCACAUCGUGGGCAUCCUUUGUGCAAGUUCUGUGAUGACCGCUACCUGGAUAAUGAUGAACUGUUGAAACAUUUGAGAAGGGACCAUUAUUUCUGUCACUUCUGUGAUUCUGAUGGUGCUCAAGAAUAUUAUAGUGAUUAUGAUUAUCUUCGCGAUCAUUUCCGUGAGAAGCACUAUCUGUGUGAGGAAGGGCGUUGUAACACUGAGCAGUUUACUCAUGCUUUUCGCUCAGAGAUUGAUUACAAAGCACAUAAAGCUACCUUUCAUAGCAAAAGCAGAGCAGAGGCCCGACAGAAUAGACAGAUAGAUCUCCAAUUUAACUAUGUUCCUCGGCACCAAAGACGGAAUGAAGGCAUGGUAAGUGGAGAUGAUUAUGAAGAAGUGGAUAGAUUUAAUAGAAGGGGAGGCCAAAACUGUGGAGGACAAAACCGCAGAGGCAGAUGGAAGUACACCCGGGAGGAGGAAGAUCGGGAUGUUGCCGCCGCUGUUCGUGCAUCUAUAGCAGCACAAAGGCAAGAGGAAAAGAAGCAGGCUGCUUUGAAAAAAGAAACCGAUGAUAGUAAAAAUAACCAGAGUGAAAGAGAGAUGGAUGAUACCUAUAAUGUGAAAAAUAUGGUUCGAACAUCCAAUGAAAUGUCAGGUACCAAAGAAGCUGUCAAAAGUUCAAGACAAGAGAAUCUCCAAGCAGUGGCCACAACUGCUCUGUCUAACCCAAGUUCUAAUCAUUUAGUUCCUGUUCGCUUAAAUGAAGAGGAAUUUCCAAGCUUAUCUGCUACAGCACAAGCCAGUACCACAGGCCUUACUCCAACUUAUACUUCUACAGCCAAGAAGAAUACCACUUUUCAGGAGGAGGAUUUUCCUGCCCUUGUGUCUAAAAUUAAGCAACAAAAACCGUCUACGACUACGUCUGGAUCUGCGUGGAUCGCCGUUUCCGGCAAAAGUAGUUUUAAAACUGUCCAUUCCAGUGGCAACAGUUCUAAUCAGAAUGCUAAAAAAUCUUUGUCAACUCACGGUGCAAAAGCAAAAACUAAAGCCGCUUUAAAGUCUGAUAAUGAGGAAGAGGAUGAUGGCAGUGGUUUGACAACUCAAGAGUUCAGAAGUGCACCGACAAUGCUAGAUAUUUCUUCUUUGUUAACAACUUCAGCGCAGACUGUAUGUAAAGUUGGUAAAAAGAAAAAAAUAGGUGAAAAGCAAAAUUCUUCUUCAUCUCUGGGUAUUGAUACUGUAAUAAAUAAAGCUCAAAAGGAGAAUGUUCCAGAAAUUAAACAGAGUGCACCUGUUACCAGUGUGUUGAAUGGUCACACUGACAAACUAUGUCCUGAAAGUGCAAGUGUAUGUACACUUAAGGAACCACCAGGUUUUAAGAAAAUCGAAGACAAUCCAGGUCCUUUACCUGAAGAAGAUUUUCCUGCACUUGGGAAUCCAGUUUUACCAAAAAUGCCACCUCCAGGUUUUAACAACUUAUUACCAGUGAAGAGCCCACCAUCCAAUCUUCCUCCUCCACCAGGAUUGACUGCCCCUGUUAGUAAACCCCCUCCUGGCUUUACUGGUGUCCCUCUGAAUUCAAACAUCAGCGAGCCUAUGAUUCCAGCACCAAAACAAUCUUCAAACAUUUACCUCCUUCCUGAGAACUUUAAGCAGAGGAAUGUUGAACUAAUUCAAUCAAUAAAUACAAUUUUGCACAAUGAUGAAACAAAAUUCAACAAAUUCAAGACGCAGUCUGGACAUUUCAGACAGGGUCAAAUUUCUGCUGCAGACUAUUAUAGGAGUUGCAGAGAACUUCUGGGAGAAAAUUUCUUGAAAAUAUUCAACGAACUGCUGGUUUUGCUGCCGGAUACAACCAAACAGCAGGAGCUUCUUUCCGCUCAUAAGGACUUGAGAGACAAGCAAGGUCCAAACAAGUCAAAAAAGAACAAGAAAAAUGCAUGGCAAACAACCAUGAACUUGGACUUUGACUGCCAGGUGUGUCCCACAUGCCAACAGGUGCUGACUCAGAAAGACUUUGCCACCCACAAGACUUCACAUUUUGAGGAUGAUGAGUUUCCUACUCUCCAGUCUGUGAGCCGAAUUAUCAGUUAAUAAUCAAGACAAAUAUUCCAGAUCUGAGGAAAGACUUACUCGACCAUAUAGAGUAAUGGUGCAUGUAGAUGGUAUUGCUAUUUACAGGCAUGUGUUGCUUUUAAAGGGAAACGUGGGAGAAAUGUAGUAUAGUAUGUAGCUGAGAGGAAGGAAGUGAUUUGUGUGUGUUAGGGAAGUAUUAUUACAGUAUCUAAACCUGCUGCUAUACUACAGUGGAAAGAGAAAGGUGAUGUAUUGUUUCACUUUUUUUGAACGUUUUUGAAACUACUAUCUACAUCAUUUUGCAAACAUCAGUACUGAAGAAGGGACUUGACAAAGUAUGUCCUUAGUUCCAGGAUGUUGCAUUUGAAAUUGGCUGUUGAAGCAUCAAAUCUGUGCAAAAGUUUUGAAUUAACAAAAUUGGACAUCAAAACAAAGUGAAUAUAAUUGAAAUUGACCCUAUAAUUAAUGCAAAAUAUAUUGUAAGUAGUUUGAUUUGCAAGCAGCAUCCUGCAGCAUCUUUUCCUAUCCCUCAAAUGAUUGAGUUUCCCAUUUGACAGUCUUUAAAAUUUAAAAUCCAGGGUAAAAUACAAAGAUUUAGAAAUUAGUUAAAUGCAGGAUAUUGCAUUGCUAUAAUCCAAUUUUUCCUGUUUAAAUUGGUCAUUCCUGAGCUACAGAAUGACACUUUCUCUAUUUAAAUAGCAGGUCAUGCCACCAAAGCAGUGAAUUAAUUUUGGUUCCAUUAUUGUAAGUUGCAUUGUGAAAUGGCAAUAAUAUUUAGGCUCCUGGGCCUUCUAAAACUUCAUGUCUUUUGUUAGUUGUGAAGCUCAGUUAAAACAAAAAGCAGUGACCAUGUUGAUGAAAGGAUGGCAAUAUAAAUAUGCCAGUGUGGCUCUCAUCGUAUUUAUCAAUAGCUUUGAAAUUAAGCCUUGCUAACUUGGCUUAAGGAAAUUAAAUUAGGAUAAGUGGCACAGACAGUGUCAUCCUGGAAACCUGUCUGUUUUCUGGUGUUCAUGGUAGGAAUGGUUUUAUUUUUCUUGCAACUUAGUUUGAUACAGGAAGAGUUUGAUCAAUGAUAGCACUCAUUUACUACCACCUAAAAGAUUUUACUGCAGUGGUUGAUUUUAAAUGAAAGUUUAAGGCAGCAUGUAUCUGUUCAUGUCCAUUUCUGCUAGCAAUCACUUUAUUGCCACUUUUCUGUUUCUCUAUCCCGUUCAUGUUCCAUGAACAUCAUCUGCCCUUAUCUUGUCUCCUGUAGUUGGUUACUGUUCAUAAUCAUCAGCGAGCUGUUGAAGUAGGGCUCGUUACCGCAUAGUUCAAUCCUUUUUUCCACUCGCUGCCUACAUAUCUGCCCCUCUGGUAACUACUUAAAUUAUAAUUAGAAGCUGUUUCACACAUUCUGCUGAAGGCAUGAAACCCAUUUCCUAACUGUUGGCUUGACUGAGGCCAGUUUAGCCAGAACUACUUGUGGCUUCCUUGGUCUAAAUGCUAGUUACAUUUUUGAGGAAACUCACUGACCCAUCAUUUGAGUUUUUCAGUGACUUUCAAACAAACUCAUUCACCAACUACUUUGUAAUGCAGUUUCUGACUUGGUAGCUCUACCCAAGUAACAAUGACAAAAUUAUCCUUGUAUUUCAGUGAUCAAUAUUUCACUCAGGUUGGAUGAGAAUAGACGUUUAUUUGGUAGUUUAUUGGCCAGUUUAUGCACCAUAUUCUUUAUUGAUCUUAUCACUGAAUGACAUAGUGAUACAAUACACUGUGAUUUGAUUUUUUUUUUUAAAUUUGUUGACUGGGAGUACAUAUUCAACUUUGUUUGAAAGGGUUAUGUAUGCUGCAUUAUGUGGUGCUUGAUGGUUUUAAGUUUGGGGCUAUCUAAGAAUUCUGUAUUCUAUUUUUAAAAAAAUGAGCAUCAGAUGUGUAGUUAACAAGGUAACGUGCAAUAUUGAGGACGUGGACAGUGUGUAAAGCAUUUCUCAUGAGUGUUAGUCUUAUACAUUCAUUGGGAGAUUUUUAUGGCAGCAUUUAACUGCAGUAGGUAUUCUACUAAAGUAACCUGAAUCUGUGUACGUGUGAGUUGUAACCACUUCAGUCGUGGUCUGAGUCACUGAACAUCACCAGUAAUAAAAUGGCACCACAUUAAGUCACAACAAUUAACAAUCAUCACUGAUUAUUGUUUUAUUCUGACAUUAUCUGUUUGUAUUUGGAUUAAGUACCAAGAGGUGCAGAAAUGAAUUGAAUGCCCAAGUCAAUGGAACAAAUAUUUAAAGAACUAAACAUACCUAUGUGAAUAUUCAUUAUUAGCAUAGCUUGGGUUCAGAACUGAUGAAUGUUGUCUUGAACAAAUACUGUUUGAGCAUAAAACUUGGAGGUCCAGUUUUGUUUUUGUUCUUAAAAUACUAAAGUAAAUGGCAACAAAUAGGCUAAAAUAAAAGGCUUAAAAGCAUACGUUUUAGUUUAGAAAAUUGCUUUUAUGUGAUGGGAGGAGAUGUAAAUGAAAUUGUUUGGAUGCAGAUAACCACAUUGCAUUUUCAAUCUGGGCUGCAGUAGUAUUAAUGUUGAGGCGUAUCUAGGCAAUUUCUGGAGCUUAGACUUGUGAUUCUGUAGGCAGCUGAUAACAUCUUAAGGAUACAAUAUAUUAAUAAUUUGUUUUUGGUGCAAAGGAACAACGUGCUUUCUGAGCUUUCAUAAACCUAAUUUAGUUUUCUGCUUUCUGUUCAGUAGGAAAUUUGAAUUAAUUGUACUUUUUUUUAUUAAAGUAGCCUCCAAGCUAAGAUGACAUGCGGAUAUAUACUCUGCAUUGUUAGUUUUAAUGGACUUGAACCAUGUUAUGCUACAGUUAUUGAAUACCUGUACAUUUAUUGCAUUUGGUUCUGCAUUUGUACCUGUAUCACUGAAAUAUUUAUACCCAUGCAAUUCCUGCAUUCAAUGAAUGUUUGGCUGAGCACUAGUAAGAGUAAGUUUGCCUCAAAAGAACCAUAUACAGUAUGUCCUGGAAUUUUUGAAGGGUGCCAAUAAAAAAAUUUAUGCAGU